Dicentrarchus labrax (European seabass) is the source of this 4942-nucleotide messenger RNA. RefSeq names its product calcium channel, voltage-dependent, alpha 2/delta subunit 3a (gene cacna2d3a). The transcript has 35 exons. NCBI's taxonomy places the organism in Eukaryota, Metazoa, Chordata, Actinopteri, Moronidae. The coding region runs from base 490 to 3534 and encodes 1014 amino acids. Gene Ontology annotation, cellular component: voltage-gated calcium channel complex. Gene Ontology annotation, molecular function: voltage-gated calcium channel activity. The record is from RefSeq and is a predicted model, not a curated record.
CAGUCAAGAGGAGUAGGCGUGCUCUCUUGUGCGCUGCAUCGUUUGAUGAUCUCCCCGGUUUCACCCCCCUGAAACUCCACUCUCUGCUCUCUGCGGGUGAGGUCUUUGAAACAGAGCGACUGAGCGGACUUUCCCUCUCCGGAGCAGUCGAGCUCGACUUUUCGAGCCGAGCAGCAGAGCCGUGUGCGCCGCACCGGUCAGCGGGGCCACACCGCGGCACUUUGGAUAACUCACACAGCUGAGGAUCCUGCCGUUUUACCAAGGCACAUCGCACAUCCCCGCACCAAGAACAGCCGAACACACAUUGCCAUGAACGAUUUAGUCAGUCAGCAUAGGUGACUUUUGAUUCCUUCCAUUUUUUUUUUAUUCUCCCUUUCAUUUUUUUUUUUUUUUUUUGUGGAUUCUCUGGAGGGGGACAAAAAAUCCACGGUGGCAGCAUAAAGCCCAAAACUCGCACUGUGCGCGUAGGGAGGGUAUUUUUGCCCCAAGAUGCAGGUGGAUCGGAGCUGUGUGGUUUCCAGUGCGUGGUGUGCCUGUCUGCUUUUACUUUUCUCAACUCUAAGCACCAGGGUCACUGGGGUGGGAGGAACCCACCAAAGCAUCCCUCCGUCCGUGGUGAAGCUUUGGGCUUCAGCGUUUGGGGGGGAGAUGAAGUCCAUUUCUGCAAAGUACUCUGGCUCCCAGCUGCUGCAGAAGAAAUACAAGGAGUUUGAACGGGCAGUGCGGGUGGAGGAGAUUGAUGGGCUGCGGCUGGUAAAGAGGCUGGCGGAGGACAUGGAGGAGAUGUUUCAUAAGAAAGCCCAGGCAAUGAAGAGACUAGUAGAGGCGGCAGAGGAAGCCCACCUACAGCACGAGGAGGAUCCAAACCUACAGUAUGAAUACUUCAAUGCAGUGUUGAUCAACGAGGUGGAUGAAGAGGGGAACAGCGUAGAGCUGGGAGGAGAAUUCAUCCUGCAGCCCAAUGACCACUUUAACAACCUGUCAGUCAACCUCAGUCUCAGCGUGGUCCAGGUGCCCACCAACAUGUACAACAAAGACUCUGCCAUUGUCAAUGGAGUGUACUGGUCCGAGGCCUUGAAUAAAGUGUUUGUGGAUAACUUUGAGAGGGACCCAUCACUCAUAUGGCAGUACUUUGGCAGUGCCAAAGGGUUUUUCAGGCAGUACCCAGGGAUCAAGUGGAAGCCAGAUGAACACGGGGUCAUAGCUUUUGACUGCCGUAAUCGGAAGUGGUACAUCCAGGCUGCCACUUCUCCAAAGGAUGUGGUCAUUCUGGUGGAUGUCAGCGGCAGCAUGAAAGGCCUCAGGCUGACCAUCGCCAGGCAGACUGUCUCCUCCAUACUGGACACUCUUGGAGACGAUGACUUUUUUAACAUCAUCGCUUACAAUGAGGAAUUGCAUUAUGUGGAGCCGUGCUUAAAUGGAACUCUGGUCCAAGCAGAUGUCACCAACAAAGAUCAUUUCCGGGAGCAUCUAGACAAGCUGUUUGCUCAAGGCAUUGGUAUGUUAGACAUAGCUCUGACUGAGGCCUUCAAUCUUCUCAGUGACUUCAACGAGACCGGGAGGGGUAGUGAGUGUAGCCAGGCCAUAAUGCUGGUGACAGACGGGGCUGUGGACACAUACGAUGCCAUCUUUGCCAAGUAUAACUGGCCAGACAGGAAGGUCCGCAUAUUCCCUUACCUGAUUGGUCGAGAGUCAGCCUUCGCAGAUAAUCUGAAAUGGAUGGCAUGUGCUAACAAAGGCUACUUCACUCAGAUUUCCACAUUGGCAGAUGUGCAAGAGAAUGUGAUGGAGUAUCUUCACGUGCUGAGUCGUCCCAAGGUUAUCGACCAAGAGCAUGACACGGUGUGGACUGAAGCCUACAUCGAUAGCACUCUCCCCCAAGCACAAAAGUUGGACGAUGGUCAAGGUCCGGUUCUAAUGACCACAGUUGCAAUGCCAGUGUUCAGUACCAAGAACGAGACUAGAAACCGUGGCAUCCUGCUAGGGGUGGUUGGGACAGAUGUGCCUGUCUCUGAGCUGCUCAAGACCAUCCCCAAGUAUAAGCUGGGCAUUCACGGCUACGCCUUUGCAAUCACCAACAACGGCUACAUCCUCACCCAUCCAGAUCUACGGCCACUUUAUGGAGAUGGCAAGAAGCGAAGGAAGCCAAACUACAGCAGUGUGGAUCUGUCUGAGGUGGAAUGGGAGGAUAAAGAUGACACGCUGAGAAAUGCCAUGGUCAACAGGAAGACAGGGACCUUCUCCAUGGAGGUGAAGAAGAGUGUUGACAAAGGGAAACGUGUGCUGGUGUUGCAUAAUGAUUACUACUACACAGACAUCAAGGGGACUCCUUUCAGUCUAGGGGUAGCUCUUUCCAGAGGCCACGGGAAGUUUUUCUUCAGAGGGAAUGUCACAGUGGAGGAAGGACUUCAUGACUUGGAGCAUCCUGAUGUAGCGCUGGCAGACGAAUGGACAUAUUGCAACACAGAUGAGCACCCAGAGCACCGCUACCUGUCCCAAAUAGAGGCAAUCAAACUCUACCUCAGUGGUUACGAACCCCACCUACAAUGUGACAAGGAGCUGAUUCAGGAGGUUCUCUUUGAUGCGGUGGUGACUGCGCCUUUAGAGGCCUACUGGACAAGCCUUGUGCUCAACAAGUCUGAGAACUCCGAUAAAGGGGUAGAGAUAGCCUACCUGGGUACAAGAACGGGCCUGUCCAGAAUAAACCUGUUUGUGGUGCCUGAUGAACUUACAAACCAAGACUUCCUGACAGCUGAGGACAAAGAGGGGGUGUUUAACGCCGAUCACUUUCCCCUGUGGUACAAGAGAGCAGCUGAACAAGUUCCUGGUACCUUUGUCUACUCUCUACCUUUCAACACAGGAUCAGAAAACAAGAGUGUUGUAUUGGCCAGCACUGCCAUUCAGCUUCUGGAUGAGAGGAAAUCGCCCAUAGCUGCGGCCGUGGGCAUCCAGAUGAAACUGGAGUUCUUUCAGAAGAAAUUCUGGACAGCCAGCAGACAGUGUGCAGCAUUAGAUGGAAAAUGCUCCAUAAGCUGCGACGAUGAGAACAUUAACUGCUACCUGAUUGACAACAACGGCUUCGUUCUGGUAGCAGAGGAUUACACUCUGACAGGGAAAUUUUUUGGAGAAGCAGAAGGAGCUGUAAUGAGUAAGCUUCUGCAGAUGGGCUCUUUCAAGAGGGUCACGCUGUACGACUAUCAGGCUUUAUGUUGGGUUUAUUCAGAGAGUAGUGACAGCGGACACACACUGUUGGAUCCUUACUUUGCUUUCUUCUCAGCCAUGAAGUGGAUCCUGACUGAGCUUGUCAUAUUCCUGGUCGAGUUCAACUUGUAUAGCUGGUGGCACUCGGACCUUACAGCAAAAGCUCAGAGGAUGGGUCGGACCAUGCAGGUACCGUGUGACACAGAGUACCCGGCCUUCAUCUCCGAGAGAACCAUCAAAGAGAACACAGGCAACCUUGACUGUGACGGCUGCAUCAAAGAAACUAAUUGGAUGUCUUUGUUGUCCAUUUCUCUAUUGGCCAAAAUCAAUUGAAGCCAGAGCACUAGGAGACCAUGUCAAGAAGAAGACAGUCUUUGCGUCUGUGUGAGUGAGUGUGCAUGAAUGUCUGUCUCUGUGCCUAUUGUGCACAUCCUCGUGUGUGUCGAAGUGUGUGCAUUCAUAUGCGGUGUAGUGCUUCCCAUCCCAGCACCGGUUAUGUUCAAGGCCAGCAGCUGUGCUGUCAGGAUGUGUUUAAGUCUUUUCUCCAAAAACACUUGCUCUGCUUUCUAUCAGCGGGCUGAGCUGGGCCAGCCUGGCGCUGGGCAGGGGUGAGCACGGAUUAUUUUAAACAUCAGCAGAUCCUAAUUCGCCCUGAUUGGAACUGGCCUGGCCUAUUUGCUGGGAUGAUUUGAUUGGGUUUGGUUGGUCACGGUGGGAUAAUUGUAUUAGAGUGCGGUGGCUUGGUGCUACUCAGGGAUUGGAGGCUGUUUGUGGUCAGAUUAAAUUGGUCAUGGUAUUGAGUUAGUAAGAAUGGAGAUAUUCCUGUAGAUGCUAGGUCUAGGUUUGAUCAAUCAGGUCUAUCAAGCUCUUUGUCUGAGUGACUCUUUCACAAGAAUUAAAAAAGCGUGUGCACAUAUGCAGUAUUUCUGUGUGUUCAGUCACACGUGCAUGUUCUCCUACGUGUCUGAUAAAUGCCUCACAGAGAACCUGAUAAAUCACCCUGCCGCGGCAAAAGAGAGGGAGGGAGAGAAGUGAGAGAUAAAGAAAGAAAGGGUGACAGAAAGAAGAGAUCAUUUUUACGACCCCUCUUCUUCAUAAAGCUUAUUCAUGGUCAUAAAUCACUGGCCAGGAGGCUGAGACGAGGCCUGAUCUCUCAGGCCAGUAAAGCGCAGCCAUGGGAAGCUAUGAGCACAAAAGUGUGGUUCCCAUUUGUCUCCCUUUGGAGUGUUUUAUAUUCGGCAACACUUCAUUGGUGCUUGCCUUAGAUAGGAAAAAACAAAGACAAAAGAGAAGGAAGGGAAGAGGAAGAGGAGAGGAUGGAGUGAGUUAAAGAAGUAUGUGUGUAUACUUUAUAUGUGUCUGUUGGUGUGAGUCUGUCUGUGUCCAUGUAUGUUUAUUGACAGCUGGCGGUGAGACAAGUCAUCUUCUUGACAUGGAUCCAGUGGAGUCUCUUCAGUGCAUCUCCCUUCCACCAGGGGAGAAUGUGAACACUCAUAACACAAAUCCUCUGACACACAUGGAAAUUUACAUCAUACCCAAAGCGCCUUGUCUACUUGCCAAUCCAACUCUCAAUCCUCUCCCUUCUUCCUUCCUCAUCUUUUUUUCUUUCUGGCUGUGUGUGCUGUGAUUGGCAGGUCCUUUGUGAUCCAGCAGAUCCCCAGCAGUAAUCUCUUCAUGGUGGUGGUGGACAACAAGUGUGACUGCAGCAUGUUUGAGCCAAUCACCAUGGACCCCAUCGAAA